AUGGUCAACUUUAUCCAGCCAAAGGUCGACCCCUUGCCAACGGGCAUUGAUCUGACGGGCAAAAUUGUCGUCAUUACUGGCGCUAGCUCAGGCAUGGGCCUAGAAGUGACCCGACAGUUACUUCGACUUCGCGCCUCGACUGUGAUUCUCGCCGUCCGCAAUGUCGCCAAAGGCGAGUCUUGUGCCACUUCCCUCCGUCAUGACCCCCACAUCAAGGACCACAACCCUAAGGCUGUCAUCAAGGUCAUGGAAUUCGACAUGGACCGCUACGACAGCGUGCAGCAAUUCGCGAAAAGGCUGCGCGACGAGAUCCCCAUUGUCCACAUCCUCAUCCUCAAUGCAGGUAUUGGCCUGCUGAAGCUCGAGCGUACCCCAAACGGCCAUGACCGAACCACUCAAGUCAAUUACCAGUCUAAUGUUCUGCUGAUCACCGAGCUUCUGCCGUAUCUCGUGGCGGGUGCCGAGAAAACGGGCUCUCCUGCGCGCAUUAGCUGGGUUGGCAGCCGUGCGCAUGAAGUUACGAGCUUCGAGAAGAAAUCCCCCAUUGAAUCCGGCGAAGGUGUGAUAGAGCACAUGGACAAGGACGAAGCUUUUGUGCCGUUUCAGCGCUACGGGGACUCUAAGCUUCUCUGCGCUCUGUUCAUGUACAGUCUGGCGCCGCGGCUGGAUCCUAAGAAAGUCGUUUUCAACAUGAUGUGCCCGGGCAUGGUGAAUACAAACAUGAGCGAUGUUCUUCCGCUGCAUCUGCGCAUGAUUGUGAAUAUUGUCAAGGCGAUUCGCGCUAGGCCCGUUGAGGCCGGUGGCUGGAUCAUCUUGAACAGCGCACUGGUGGCAGGUCCGGAGUCUCAUGGGAAGUUCUUGAUGGACAAGACCAUCGCCGACAAAUCGGCAUUCAUCCAGUCGGCGAAGGGACAGGAGACCCAGAAGAAGCUUUGGGAGGAGACAGUUGCCGAGAUGAACCUGUUGACCACGCUCCCUGCGGAGUUUAAAUAG
This is a messenger RNA of Penicillium cinerascens, 993 nucleotides long. RefSeq lists its product as uncharacterized. Lineage: Eukaryota; Fungi; Ascomycota; Eurotiomycetes; Eurotiales; Aspergillaceae. The transcript is spliced from 2 exons. The record is from RefSeq and is a predicted model, not a curated record. The coding region runs from base 1 to 993 and encodes 330 amino acids.